Blepharisma stoltei is the source of this 1670-nucleotide messenger RNA. Lineage: Eukaryota; Ciliophora; Heterotrichea; Heterotrichida; Blepharismidae. The record is from the annotation of a GenBank genome assembly.
AUGGACGUUCAAAGAACAUUUAACUACAACUUAGGUGUCUUAGGACACAUAGAUUCAGGCAAAACAAGCUUAGUCCGUGCUCUAAGCACCAUUUUAUCUACAGCCGCCCUCGACAAAUCCCCUCAAUCUCAAGAACGUGGAAUUACCUUAGACUUAGGAUUUUCUGCAUUUAGAAUAGAAAUGCCAAGUCACCUAAGCAGAGACUACACAGACCUCCAAAUCACCCUUGUAGACUGUCCAGGCCACGCCAGCUUAAUCCGGACCAUUAUAGCUGGAGCUUCUAUUAUCGACAAAAUGCUAUUAGUAAUAGACGCCACCAAAGGUAUCCAAACCCAAACUGCUGAGUGCAUCGUUAUAGGAGAACUUCUAUUAAAAAGCAGCCUUAUUGUCGCUUUAAAUAAAGUUGACCUUGUAGACCAGGACAAGCUAAAUAAUGUGGAAAAAAGAAUUAAUGCAAUGCUUUCUAUGACAAAAUUCAAUAAUAAAUUCGGAAUUUUAAAAGUAGCUGCUGCACCUAGAGAAGGAGAUCCUAUAGGUAUAAGAGAGCUUAUUGAAGCUAUUUCAGGGUCUAUUGAUGAGCUGCCGAGUAGAAUAAAUAAUGAGCCACUUUAUUAUGAAAUUGAUCAUUGUUUUCCAAUAAAAGGACAAGGAACUGUGAUGACUGGGACUAUUUUGCAUGGAAAUAUGAGGGUAGGGGACACUUUGGAAAUUAUUCCUUUGGGGAUUCAAAAAAAAAUAAAAUCAAUGGAGUGUUUUCAUCAGCCUGUAAAUGAGGCGAAAAAAGGGGAUAGAGUUGGAGUUUGCGUGACAGGGUUUGAUUCUAAAUUGCUAGAAAGAGGGGUUGCCUCUAUAUUUUUUAUAUAAAUUAUAUAGUAAAAAAUCCUUUAGCUGUCUUUAAAAGGCAAUAUAUUGAUAAAUAUUAUACCCCUAAUACCUUGAGAGUUAUACAGAAAUCAAUUAUCCGCGUACAAAUAAUCCCGCAUUAUAAAUUCCCGAUAAAAUCUAAAGCGAAAUUCCAUAUCACGUGUGGGAAUGAAACAGUCAUGGGAAGCUGCGUAUUUUUUUCAAGCCCGAAUUUAAAAAAUAGCCCAAAUGAGGAGGAUUUAGAAAGGUUUAGCCCAGAUAUGCUUUAUCAUUAUGAAGAUGAAGUUACUAAGUCUAAUAAAAAGUAUUGGGCUUUAUUAACGCUGGAGAGUCCUAUUUGUACUCUUGCUGACAGCUUAGUUAUUGGUGCAAAAAUAUUUUUUUUUAUUUUUUUUUAAAAUAAUAAUUAUUUUUUAAAAAAAAUAAAAAAUGGUGCAAAACUUGAUAUUGACGUAAAUUCAAAAGCUUGUAGAAUCGCAUUUUCUGGGAUCACAGAAGUUUUGGAUCCUGAAAUUUCUUGUGAUUUUAUCAAAGUUUCUAAACCAAAGAAAAAAGUAGGCCAAGUUGAUAGAAUUCAAGACCCUUAUACUGCAAUUGGUGUUGGAAUGUUUAAUAAAGAAACUGAUAUAUCAAAAUUUGUAGGACUUCAGGUAAAAGUUAAUGGAAAAAUUGGGGUAAUUGUAAGCUCUUUUGGAAAAAGUGGGAAAUUUAAGAUAAAUUUCCCUGAAGGAGAUGCGGUGACUGGAGAAGUUGUAUUAGAGUUCAAUCGUUUGUUAUGGGACCCACGAAAUCAGAUGGUUCAAUAA